Eurytemora carolleeae is the source of this 1966-nucleotide messenger RNA. Its product is annotated as coatomer subunit alpha. The record is from RefSeq and is a predicted model, not a curated record. NCBI's taxonomy places the organism in Eukaryota, Metazoa, Arthropoda, Copepoda, Calanoida, Temoridae. Gene Ontology annotation, biological process: vesicle-mediated transport; intracellular protein transport. The transcript is spliced from 4 exons. Gene Ontology annotation, molecular function: structural molecule activity. Gene Ontology annotation, cellular component: membrane coat. Bases 74 to 826 code for a protein of 250 amino acids.
UUAACACAUAUUCUGGUUUAGGUAUUUACUGGGCCCAAGUGAUGAUGGGUUAAUAUGUACUGCACCCAGUGGAAUGUACAUCACGCAUGUACAGGACAAACAGAUUGCGUAUUUAAAUAGAUUGUGUGAAAUUAAUUUCAUUGAAAUUAAUCCAAUAGAAUAUCAGUUUAAAUCUGCGGUUCUACGUGGAAACGAAGACGACAUUCAAAGCCUGGCUACUACUGGCAAACUGUUAGGGGAGAGUAUACUGGGCUGGCUACAGGAGUGUGGAAGGUCAGAUAUAUCUGUACACUUCGUUCAAGAUCCUGCCGCCAGGUUUUCUAUCGCCUUGGAGUUGUACAAUCCUCAGUUAGCGUACACAUCUGCACUAUGGCUAGACACACCACUACACUGGGAUAAGGUGGGAGAAAUGGCGCUCAUGGUUGGGGAUCUAUCCCUCGCAGAAAGUGCGUAUCAGAAAGGUCGCAAUUAUGGUAAACUAAAGUUUCUGUAUUUAAUAACAGGAGCGUAUUCCAAGUUGGUAAAGCUUGGACGGAUUCUAGGAGUAAGAAAGGAUCGUAGUGCUCAGUUUGAGGUUGCGCUGCUCCUAGGAGAUAUAAAGGGGCAGGAGAAGCUUCUGAGAGAAGGAGGAAACAAGGCGCUAGGAGAACUUCUUUUGAAAACCUUUCAUCUGGAGAAUGGGGAAGAUGUGAGCUGGGAAACCUUACAUUCAGCCUCAGAGGUUCAUGAACAAAAUACAAACGGUGUAUACCUGCAAGGAGCUGUACCUAUCCUGGGAGAUUUUACAAACUGGCCACUAGUUCCUAUACCACUAGUACAGUCCUAACAGUAGCAUAACAGGAGACGAAGAGAAACAAUCAAGUAUUGAAUUGAUAAGUCAACAAAAAUUUGCAAGUUAACGUUUUAAUUUUUAAGCUACCUGUGAUAUUUAUGAUACAUUGCAUUUUAAUUAGUUAAAUUUAUUAAACAUAUUAUUAUUAUUGUUUUAUGCCUAGUUUUACGAUCGUCUCAUCUUUCUAUCUUCUAUCAAAAUUCAACGAUAGGUUUAAUAUUAAAUGAUUUGAUUUCUACAAAUUUCUUAGAAUUAAUUAAUAAGUUGACUGAAAAAAUUAGGCACUGUAAUAAACAAAUUUUAUGAAUUUGAAAUGAGGGAAAAAUGUUAUGUUUUUGUCUAGGAUAAAUGAAAAAGGAUUGAAAAUAUAGUUACUUAAUGAUCUUCCAUUUAAUAUUUUCCAUUCCAUAGUAAAUUCAUUAUUUUAAAAUUGCACUUUCUCUGUAAAAGAGACUGUUGUAUUUAUGUAACAGAGAAAAUGAAGGAAUGUGGCAGAAUAUAGAACAAUUUUUAAAAUUAGAAAUGGACGAUAUUAUCGACGUUUUCCCUCAAAUGAGUUAAAAAAAGUAGUGAUGUGAAUAGGACAUUUUACGCAGUGCCAUUGGAUUGCAUUUUUCAACAGAUUUCCAAUGACAUAUAAAAUGUCAUGUAGCUUGAAAAAAAAUUUCGCCCCCCCCCCCAAAGUUUUGCUUUUCUGAACUUUUUCUGAGACACCCUGUGCAAUUGAAAAUCCUCCAGUAUUCACUUUUUUGAGACAUCUGUGUCAAAAUAUGACUAAACAAAUAGCACCUUUGGAUUGCAUUUUUUAACGGCUUUCUAACGGUAUAUUAAACAGCCCUGCAGCAGGCUUUAUAAAAUAAUUACCCCCCUCCCCCCCUGGAGAACAUAGUGCGCCGGGUCCCUUAAUGAUGUUAACAGUAUUUUUGUUAAAUCUGAAAUUGAUUUUAUUGGACACUACAUAAAACAACCAUGUAGUCAGUUUUGUGAGCAAGUAUUUUUGAUAAACUGAGGUUAAAGAUUUAGCUUUUGACUGUGUCUACUAGCUAGGUUUUAAACUGUAUGUAGUAGUAAACUUUCUGUAAACAAAAAGAUUAAUAGGUAGAUAGGCACUUUUACUAUAUUAACCUUUUUCAG